Messenger RNA from Spinacia oleracea (spinach), 1989 nucleotides. Its product is annotated as 26S proteasome non-ATPase regulatory subunit 11 homolog. The coding region runs from base 363 to 1628 and encodes 421 amino acids. The record is from RefSeq and is a predicted model, not a curated record. The transcript has 2 exons. Lineage: Eukaryota; Viridiplantae; Streptophyta; Magnoliopsida; Caryophyllales; Amaranthaceae.
GCUUAAUUUUGUUCAAGUUUAGCGCAUUUAGAUCUACUGUUCGUUCAAUUUUCCUGGAAAUCGUGAAUUAAUGGCAUGAUCUUUCGGGUUUAACUUGUAAAUUAAUUUAAUAUUUCAAGUGUUUUUUGUUGAAAUUUGGCCAAAGUUAGCAAAUUCUCCGUUUUAGUGUCUCUGUCAUAAUAAUUUUCUUUCCCCAAACUCCAAACCUGAGCUCCCGCAUUCUCCUCCUCUUAAAACCCUAAAAACAAAAGCAGCGUCUUGAAGUUGUAAUUGUAUUUAUAGUCGGUGGCGCCUCUGCCAAUCACCCUCUCUUUCUCUGGUGCUGCUGUUCUCGGAAUUUUUAUUGCCAAUACUAGACUACAAUGGCCACUUUUUUGCCUGCAACCACAGACUCCCUUGCACAGGCUCUGGAAGCGAAUAGCACUGCAGACUCUAUUUUAAUUCUGCAGAGAUUGCUUGCAGAUCCUUCUUCCUCGCCUGAUGCUUUGCGCAUAAAGGAACAGGCAAUCACAAAGCUCACUGAUUGUCUCAGGCAGGAAAAUAAGGCUGAAGAUCUUCGGAUUCUUCUGACCCAGUUGAGGUCUUACUUUUCCCUGAUUCCCAAAGCUAAAACCGCAAAGAUAGUGCGUGGAAUUAUUGAUACAGUGGCUAAAAUACCUAAUUCAACUGAACUCCAGAUCUCCCUUUGCAAAGAUAUGGUGCAGUGGACCCGUGAUGAGAAGAGAACUUUCCUUCGCCAACGGGUUGAGGCCAGACUUGCUGCUUUGUUGAUGGAGACCAAGGAGUACCCUGAAGCAUUGUCACUCCUUUCGGGUCUGAUAAAGGAGGUCAGAAGACUAGAUGACAAACUUCUCUUAGUGGACAUUGAGUUACUGGAGAGCAAGCUUCAUUUCUCUUUGAGAAACCUCCCCAAAGCCAAGGCUGCCCUUACUGCAGCUAGAACAGCUGCCAAUGCCAUAUACGUGCCUCCAGCUCAGCAGGGGACAAUUGACCUUCAGAGUGGAAUACUCCAUGCUGAGGAGAAAGACUAUAAAACUGGCUACAGCUAUUUCUAUGAAGCUUUUGAGGCCUUUAAUGCUCUUGAUGAUCCCAGGGCGGUAUACAGUCUGAAAUACAUGCUGUUGUGCAAAGUCAUGGUGAAUCAAGCUGAUGAUGUUGCUGGAAUAAUAUCUUCCAAAGCAGGCUUGAAGUACUUGGGCCCAGAACUUGAUGCAAUGAAAGCUAUUGCUGAUGCUUAUUCAAAGCGUUCUCUGAAACUCUUUGAGGCUUCAUUGGUGAACUUUAAGGCUCAACUGCAAGAAGAUCCUAUUAUUCACAGGCAUCUAUCAUCUCUAUACGACACUCUAUUGGAGCAGAAUCUUUGCAGACUGAUUGAGCCAUUUUCAAGAGUUGAGAUUUCCCACAUUGCAGAGUUGAUCGAACUCCCCGUUGAUCAUGUGGAGAGAAAAUUAUCUCAGAUGAUUUUGGAUAAAAAAUUUGCAGGGACUCUUGAUCAGGGUGCAGGAUGUCUCAUUAUCUUUGAUGAUCCCAAGACUGAAGCUAUCUAUGAAGCUACACUAGAUACCAUUUCCAAUGUUGCCAAGGUUGUGGACAGCCUUUUUGUCAGAUCUGCUAAGAUUAUGGCUUAAGAUUACAAGCAUUAGGGUCUUGAUAUGUGCCUGUUUUGUUCACACUUAAGGGUACAAGCAUUUGGAUCUGCCAAGGUUGUAAGAAAGCUAUUCGGAUGAAUAGGUCUGUCCAUUAACCUUGGAAAAUGAAAAGUUGUAGAAACUGAUACUGAUUUCUGUCUUUGCAAUAUUGGAUUUGUGUCAGAUCUAGCUUGGAGUAGAUUUUUACCAGUAGAUGUCUACUUUUGUCAACAGCAUUUGAAGUAUUGCUUUUGUGUUAUAGCAGGGGCUCUAAAUAUUUAGAGGUGAAGCUGCUUGACGUUUGUUUUCUACUUGUGACAUUGGCAUAUCACAGAUAUGAUUUCAGUUGUUUGGCAGGAUA